Trematomus bernacchii (emerald rockcod) is the source of this 1501-nucleotide messenger RNA. RefSeq names its product DND microRNA-mediated repression inhibitor 1 (gene dnd1). Gene Ontology annotation, cellular component: nucleus; cytoplasm. The transcript is spliced from 5 exons. Gene Ontology annotation, molecular function: mRNA binding. Gene Ontology annotation, biological process: negative regulation of miRNA-mediated gene silencing; mRNA stabilization. The record is from RefSeq and is a predicted model, not a curated record. NCBI's taxonomy places the organism in Eukaryota, Metazoa, Chordata, Actinopteri, Perciformes, Nototheniidae. Bases 144 to 1283 code for a protein of 379 amino acids.
AACCGGCCGCGCGGCAAAACGUGUUCCCUUGUCAGGAGGAUGUAAAACCCGAGCUGCCCGUGAAGGAGACGCGGUGAGGGGUUGCUGCGGGCCAAUAGGGUGUGGCUAAACGUGCGGUCACGGGCAAAGACGUCACUAUCCGCAUGAACACCGAGAGCAUGGAGAGCAAUCAAAUGCAGGUGCUGAACAGUGGGCGGGUGCAGGCUCUAGAAGCCUGGUUGAUAGAAACGGACACAAAGCUGGCUCAGGUGAACGGCCAGAGGAAGUAUGGAGGACCGCCUGCGGUGUGGGACCUGCCCCCCCCAGGAGCCCGAUGUGAGGUUUUCAUCAGCCAGAUCCCACGGGACACCUACGAGGACGUGUUGAUCCCCCUGUUCGGCUCCGUGGGGCCCCUCUGGGAGUUCCGCCUCAUGAUGAACUUCAGCGGGCAGAACCGCGGCUUCGCCUACGCCAAAUACAGCUCACCAGAUGUAGUGAGCGAUGCCGUGCACCUGCUGAACGGUCACAGGCUGGAGGCCGGCCUCCGCCUCAGUGUGCGCCGCAGCACGGAGAAGAGUCACCUCUGCAUCGGAGAGCUGCCCGCCAACACCCAGCCGGACCAGCUGCUGCAGGUGCUGCGUGGUAUGGCGGAGGGGGUGGAGAGGAUCUCUCUGAAGGCAGGGCCUGGAAUAGUGGGGGUGUCUGCUAUAGUCGUCUUCUUAUCCCACUAUGCUGCUUCUAUGGCCAAGAAGGUGCUGGUGGAAGCAUUCAGGAAGAAGUUUCAGUUCAACAUCUCCAUCAAAUGGCAGUCUACAAUGAAGUCGACCACUGACGAGCCCCCCCCUCCACAUAAAUUCUCUAAAAGCCUCUUGCCGGUCCCCCUGAAGCCGCCACGCCACAUCCUCACCCCUCCACGCCCCCCUCCCCGCCUGGCCCGCCCUCCAUCCAGGGAUGCCAUUGAAUUCUGCAAAGCAGUGGGAAAACCCGCUGUCCCCCAGCCCCCGCCCCCUCCCAGCUCCUCCUCCUACGUCUCUCCCCUGGAGGGUCACCUCCCCUGCCCCAUGGCGGUGCUGUGUGAGCUGUGUGAGGCGAAGGGUGUUGGGAAGCCGCACUACAAUAUUAGGCUGAGCCACGUGGUGCCCAAGGGCUUCAUGUUGUUCUUUUAUGAGCUGUCCGUCCCCGGGAUAACCCCCGACUUCAAAGGGCUGGUCAAGAUCUUACCGGGACCCUCUGCCUACGCCACGCUGGGGGAAGCUCAUCAGGCUGUGGCUCUGCAGGUUCUGAUGAGGAUCUGCAACAUUUAGCCCCCCCACCUGACUCACCACCCACCUCCUACAGCACUGUUUGCUUUGUUAAUGUUAUUUACAGAUAGAUGUUCAAUAUUUUAUCUUAUUUUAUCUGCAUGCUUUUAGUAUAGUUCACUUGUUUGUCUUUCAUCUUCAGUGUUUUAUUUGUGCAUGCUUUUUACAUGUGUUACUCUUUAUUGGUUGCUCAUUUUUAAUAAAUGAGAUUGAAAGGAAAA